Molecule: messenger RNA, 3263 nt
Organism: Lonchura striata (white-rumped munia)
Lineage: Eukaryota; Metazoa; Chordata; Aves; Passeriformes; Estrildidae
Gene: EZH2
Product: enhancer of zeste 2 polycomb repressive complex 2 subunit
Biological process (GO): heterochromatin formation
Cellular component (GO): ESC/E(Z) complex; nucleus
Molecular function (GO): protein binding; histone H3K27 methyltransferase activity; chromatin binding
Source: RefSeq, a predicted model, not a curated record
UUCUGUCUUUAAUAUGAAAUAUUUGGUUAUGAUCUCCCUGUUCUCUCUUUCCCCUUCUGCACCCAAGUGGACAACCACUUGAGAACUUCUUGUUUUUAUUUCCAAACUGGUAUUUUUCUAGAAGUAUCAAGUAUUGAAAUGUACUGGAAGAAAGUGGUAAUGUAGGGAAUUGAAAGGUUUUUUCUUUUAAAUGGGUUACUCUUACUCCUUAAGUGGCAUUCAGUAAUGAUUUAAUGUCUGUUUUUACUUCUCUAAAUCCUGAAGUGGGGACACAGAAAGAUUUUUUUGAAGGGAAGAAUAGCUUUGAAAGUUGCAGUCAUGCUUAUAUAGAUAGAACACUCCAGUAUGGAUUUGUCUUUUAAGGACUGUCUGAAAACAAAUUAUGUUCUGUUACUUUUUUGUAAUCUAUUGUUAAAUUUGUGUAAGAAAAUGUAUUGAAAAACUAAUUAUUUAUAUUGAAAUCUUGUUUUCUUUUUAACAGACAUAACAUUUUUGUUUUUCUCUACUGAAGAGAAUGAAACUGAGAAGCAUCCAUACCAGUGUUUGAUGAGUAAAUGUUCUAAAUGAAGAACUCCCACAAAAUGAGAUAAUGUCAAAAUAAAUCUGAAGGCAGUGUGCUAUUAGGAAGAAAGAAGUCAUCAAAUUGAUGCUCUCCUUCCUCGUCUCAUAGAAAAUCUGAAAUAAGCUUGAUUUCUAUAACAGUGCUGUUGUGGGAUCUUGCUCAGGAUAAUCAUGGGUCAAACCGGAAAAAAAUCUGAGAAGGGACCAAUUUGUUGGAGAAAACGUGUAAAAUCAGAAUAUAUGAGACUGAGGCAACUCAAGAGGUUCCGACGUGCUGAUGAAGUAAAGAGUAUGUUUAAUUCUAAUCGUCAGAAGAUUCUGGAAAGAACUGAAAUCUUAAAUCAGGAAUGGAAACAACGUAGGAUACAGCCUGUUCACAUCAUGACUUCUGUGAGCUCAUUGCGCGGGACCAGGGAGUGCUCUGUUACCAGUGACAUUGAUUUUCCAAAACAAGUCAUCCCACUGAAGACUCUCAAUGCUGUUGCUUCUGUGCCUAUAAUGUAUUCUUGGUCUCCCCUUCAACAGAAUUUUAUGGUAGAGGAUGAAACUGUUUUACACAACAUUCCAUAUAUGGGAGAUGAAGUGCUUGACCAGGAUGGUACCUUUAUUGAAGAACUGAUCAAGAACUAUGAUGGGAAAGUGCAUGGAGACAGAGGUGAGCCCAAACACUCAGAAUGUGGAUUUAUCAAUGAUGAAAUAUUUGUUGAGUUGGUCAAUGCCCUUGGUCAAUAUAGUGAUGAUGAAGAUGAUGAUGAUGGAGAUGACAAUCCUGAUGAAAGAGAUGACAAGCAAAAAGAUCGGGAAGGUAACAGGAUGGAGAAAGAAACCCACGCACCUCGGAGAUUUCCUUCUGACAAGAUAUUUGAAGCCAUUUCCUCAAUGUUUCCAGACAAGGGUACAGCAGAAGAAUUGAAAGAGAAAUACAAAGAACUCACUGAGCAGCAGCUUCCUGGAGCUCUUCCUCCUGAGUGCACACCAAACAUAGAUGGACCAAAUGCUAAAUCAGUUCAGAGGGAGCAAAGCCUGCACUCCUUUCACACACUCUUCUGUAGACGCUGUUUUAAAUAUGAUUGCUUCUUGCAUCCAUUCCAUGCAACUCCCAAUACUUAUAAGCGAAAGAAUACAGAAACAGCAUUAGAUAAUAAGCCUUGUGGACCUCACUGUUAUCAACAUUUGGAAGGCGCGAAGGAGUUUGCGGCCGCCCUGACGGCGGAGCGCAUCAAGACCCCGCCCAAGCGCCCCGGCGGCCGCCGGAGGGGCCGGCUCCCCAACAACACCAGCAGGCCCAGCACGCCCACCAUCAACGUUCUGGAGUCCAAGGACACGGACAGCGAUCGAGAGGCCGGCACGGAAACCGGCGGGGAAAACAACGAUAAGGAGGAAGAAGAAAAGAAAGACGAAACAUCCAGUUCCUCUGAAGCAAAUUCUAGGUGUCAAACACCAAUAAAAAUGAAGCCAAAUAUUGAGCCUCCAGAGAACGUGGAAUGGAGUGGUGCAGAAGCUUCAAUGUUUAGAGUUCUUAUUGGCACCUACUAUGACAACUUUUGUGCAAUUGCCAGACUGAUUGGGACCAAAACGUGCAGACAGGUGUAUGAGUUUAGAGUAAAGGAAUCUAGUAUUAUUGCACCAGUCCCUGCUGAAGAUGUUGAUACUCCUCCCAGAAAGAAGAAAAGGAAACACAGGUUGUGGGCUGCUCAUUGCAGAAAGAUACAGCUGAAAAAGGAUGGGUCAUCGAAUCACGUUUACAACUAUCAGCCAUGUGAUCACCCACGUCAGCCUUGUGAUAGCUCAUGUCCAUGUGUAAUUGCUCAAAACUUCUGUGAGAAGUUUUGUCAGUGCAGCUCAGAAUGCCAAAAUCGUUUUCCUGGGUGUCGCUGUAAAGCACAAUGCAACACCAAGCAGUGUCCCUGUUACCUGGCUGUCCGUGAGUGUGAUCCUGACCUCUGCCUGACUUGUGGAGCAGCUGACCACUGGGACAGCAAAAAUGUUUCUUGCAAGAACUGCAGCAUUCAGAGAGGAUCCAAAAAACACUUACUAUUGGCACCUUCAGAUGUGGCAGGCUGGGGAAUUUUUAUCAAAGAUCCUGUACAGAAGAAUGAAUUCAUCUCUGAAUACUGUGGUGAGAUUAUUUCUCAGGAUGAGGCAGACAGAAGAGGAAAAGUGUACGACAAAUACAUGUGCAGCUUUCUGUUUAACUUGAAUAAUGAUUUUGUGGUUGAUGCAACACGCAAGGGCAACAAAAUUAGAUUUGCAAACCAUUCAGUAAAUCCCAACUGCUAUGCAAAAGUUAUGAUGGUUAAUGGCGAUCACAGAAUAGGAAUAUUUGCUAAAAGAGCCAUUCAGACUGGUGAAGAACUGUUCUUUGACUACAGAUAUAGCCAAGCUGAUGCCCUUAAGUAUGUGGGCAUUGAAAGAGAAAUGGAAAUCCCUUGACACCAGCUACCUCUUCUUUUAAACAAACAGCUGCCUUAUCUUCAGGAAUUUCUAGUACUGUGGGCAAUUUUAGAAAAAUAAAUAUGAUGCAAUUUGAAAUUCUGUAUUUGCAAAGUACUGUAACAGUAAUUUAUAGUAACAAAUUUUAAGAAAAACAACUUUUUAUUGCCUUCUCACCAGCUGCAAAGUGUUUUGUACCUAUGAACUUUUGCAAUAAUGUGGUGUGGUACAUUUUUCAACCUUGAAUAAAGGAUACUUGAACUUCUUCA